GGCGCGGGCGUGGGCACUGCGGCCGCCUCUCUCUCCUCGCGUGCCCGGCGUCUGUCCUCUCCGCGGACCCACAGCCGCAGGCCGCCGGGGGGCGGGGGAUGCCGGGCUGCCGCAUCAGCGCCUGCGGCCCAGGGGCUCAGGAAGGGACGGCAGAACCGGGGUCCCCCCCGCCGCCGCCCCGGGAGCCCCUGUCGUCCCCUCAGCCCCCGCCCCCAACUCCGACCUUGACCCCGACCCCAGCUUCGUCCCGGCAGCUGCCGGAGGCGGCCCAGGCGUCGGCUGCGCAGGCCGAGGGUCAGGAGCUGCAGCGCUGGCGCCAGGGUGCUAGUGGGGGCGCGGGGGUCACCGGGGCGGCAGGGGGCGCCGGCGGCGGCUCCGGAGCUGCGGCGGGGGCGGGGGGCCGCGCGCUGGAGCUGGCCGAAGCGCGGCGGCGGCUGCUGGAGGUGGAGGGCCGCCGGCGCCUGGUGUCGGAGCUGGAGAGCCGCGUGCUGCAGCUGCACCGAGUCUUCCUGGCCGCCGAGCUGCGCCUGGCGCACCGCGCAGAGAGCCUGAGCCGCCUGAGCGGCGGCGUGGCGCAGGCCGAGCUCUACCUGGCGGCGCACGGGUCGCGCCUCAAGAAGGGUCCGCGACGCGGCCGUCGCGGUCGCCCGCCCGCGCUGCUGGCCUCAGCCCUCGGCCUGGGGAGCUGCGUGCCUUGGGGCGCCGGGCGACUGCGGCGCGGCCACGGCCCGGAGCCCGACUCGCCCUUCCGCCGCAGCCCGCCCCGCGGCCCUGCUUCUCCCCAGCGCUGAGCUCAGGCGCCCGGACCCCUGGCCACCCGGGACAGGCCAUCACCGCGGUGCCAACCGACGGAUUGCGGAUGCCGGCAGGAUGGACGGUGUCACCUGCGCUGAUGGACAGACUGACCCACGACAGGAAGAGACAGACGGGGGGCCGGGGGCCCAGUAAAGGAGGCUGAGCUCCUCCUAGCUCCUUAGAGCUCCACUCUGUGGAUCUGAACUCCUGGAUUCUGCUCCUUCCCUGGACACCUUCCGGACGACUUUGAAAAUUGGCCAUACCUGACCCCGACGCCCCUCUGUCUGGAGCUGUCGCUUCACCAUGGCAAGGGGCUGGGUUCUGGGGAAUUGUCCAGAAUAUGAAUUUCUCUACAUGCACCACAUUUGACUCUGCUUACUGUAUGAUUGAUGAUGUUACCACAGGGCCCUGAGAUGCAAUCAGACUGUUUGAGAGUUUAGCAAACAUUUUCAAUGAAACAAUGAAAUGGACUUCUCUUAAAGGUAGAGUCAUCACAGCACAGCUGGAGUCCCCAUCUGGAAGAUGUCAGUUGCUUCCGAGUCUGAUGGCACUAGGAGGCCUGUUUGAGGGAAAACACUGGUCUGAGAAAUGCCUGUUUCCCUGCCCACUGUCCUUGUUCUCCCCAUAUGAGGGUGUGCCUGGGGCCCCUUAAGACAAUCAACUGCUGCCUCCAAGGGACACACCCCUUCUCUGGAAGAGGUAGUGGCAACAUGAAACUCCCAAAGCAAUGUUUUAAAUACAAGAAAAUACAUUUAUUCAAGUAUCCUACUAAAGAGGGAAGGGGCGCAUAUAUUCACACACAACCCAGAACUUGUUAACUUCUGCAAAGCAAAUGUAUAUGGAAUCAGUCCCCUGACAGAUACAUUCAGGAAGAAUAAAUUUCAAUAAUCUGAGGCCAAGGCAUGUGGUUUUGAGGUCCACUUUGCAAGUGUCCUUGCUGCCUUUCCUUUGUGUGUGUCACCACUCUUUCAGUUGACAGUCCCUUGAGCAGCUUCUGUUUAGUUUGGCAGUCUGUGCCUGUCAACUGGUUUGCAGAGUCUGAUACCUCCCUUGACCUGGCUCACAGUUGACCCUCCCCAAGAAGUCUCCUCAAAGAUCAGAUGCGGAAACUCGGGGACGGGAACACGUGAGAUUGUGUGAUGGCGGGGAGGUCGUGCCCAUUUGUAAAAACAUGGCAGCGUGACAGCCUGUGGGGGUUAGUGACUGACUAGACCUGCUUGUCUGGCAGGGUCCCUGGAAGAGACAAGGCACAAACUUGGAAGUUUUAACAAGGGACUUUUUCCACCAGUGGGGGCUGGGCUUAUUAGUUAAGAAACUAACAAAUAAACUAACUGUAGCUCCGUGGUAGAGUCCUUGCCUAGCACGCACGAGGCCCUGAGUUCGAUCCUCAGCAUAGGAAAUAAACAGUGAAGG
Molecule: messenger RNA, 2208 nt
Organism: Sciurus carolinensis (gray squirrel)
Lineage: Eukaryota; Metazoa; Chordata; Mammalia; Rodentia; Sciuridae
Gene: Trnp1
Product: TMF1 regulated nuclear protein 1
Exons: 2
Coding region: 99-791 (230 amino acids)
Biological process (GO): regulation of cell population proliferation
Cellular component (GO): nucleus
Molecular function (GO): DNA binding
Source: RefSeq, a predicted model, not a curated record